This is a messenger RNA of Neocloeon triangulifer, 1053 nucleotides long. RefSeq names its product succinate dehydrogenase [ubiquinone] iron-sulfur subunit, mitochondrial-like. Gene Ontology annotation, molecular function: 2 iron, 2 sulfur cluster binding; electron transfer activity. Gene Ontology annotation, biological process: aerobic respiration; tricarboxylic acid cycle; respiratory electron transport chain. Bases 110 to 961 code for a protein of 283 amino acids. The record is from RefSeq and is a predicted model, not a curated record. NCBI's taxonomy places the organism in Eukaryota, Metazoa, Arthropoda, Insecta, Ephemeroptera, Baetidae. Gene Ontology annotation, cellular component: mitochondrial membrane. The transcript has 7 exons.
AAAGAGGAGGAGCGUUUGUUGCUGGUUGCAUAACCUAACAGAUCCAGCUGGUUUCGUCACUGCAAAAGAGUUGUCCGUUUUGUCCAAGUAAAAUCAAAGAAUUUUAGCCAUGGCCAGCGAGAUGCUGUUGCAGAAGGUUGGCCGUGGCCUUGCCAUUCAGGCUCGUGGAUUUCACGUCUCAGCAGCUGCAGGAUCUGCGAACCGCGUCAAGAAAUUCCAAAUCUACCGAUGGAACCCCGACACACCGAACGAGAAGCCUACCAUGCAAGAAUACUCAGUUGACCUCAACAAGUGCGGUCCCAUGGUCCUGGAUGCCCUGAUCAAGAUAAAAAAUGAGAUCGACCCAACGCUGACCUUCAGGAGGUCAUGCCGUGAGGGUAUCUGUGGCUCCUGCUCUAUGAACAUUGGUGGGGUCAACACCCUGGCUUGCAUUACGAAAAUUGAUGACAAUUUGUCCAAGCCAGCAAAGGUGUAUCCCCUGCCGCACAUGUAUGUGGUCAAGGACUUGGUGCCGGACAUGACUAAUUUCUACAAUCAGUACAAGUCGAUCCAGCCGUGGCUUCAACGUAAAGACGAAACACGCAAGGGAAGUCAACAGUACUUGCAGAGCGUUGAGGACAGGCAGAAACUGGAUGGACUCUAUGAGUGCAUCUUGUGCGCCUGCUGCAGCACCUCAUGUCCUUCCUACUGGUGGAACGGCAACAAGUAUUUGGGCCCUGCUGUUUUGAUGCAGGCCUACCGAUGGAUCAUUGAUUCUCGAGAUGAGACCACGGCCGACCGACUCGACCGCUUGAAGGAUCCUUUUUCAGUGUACAGGUGCCACACAAUCAUGAACUGCACUAGAACCUGUCCAAAGGGACUGAAUCCUGGCAAGGCAAUUGCUGAAAUUAAGAAGCUGUUGGCUGGCAUUAGCAAGAAAGAUGCCCCUGGCAUGGACACCACUGCCCUUCAGCGUCAAUAAUUAUUUGCUAAUGCUACUUACCUUUGUAGAUACUGGUUGUUAUUUAAUUAAUGUGGUGCAAUGAGAAUAAAUAAAAACGAACUGUCAUUCCA